Mercenaria mercenaria is the source of this 4555-nucleotide messenger RNA. RefSeq names its product V-type proton ATPase subunit C 1-A-like. Gene Ontology annotation, biological process: proton transmembrane transport. Gene Ontology annotation, molecular function: proton-transporting ATPase activity, rotational mechanism. Gene Ontology annotation, cellular component: vacuolar proton-transporting V-type ATPase, V1 domain; lysosomal membrane. The transcript is spliced from 13 exons. The record is from RefSeq and is a predicted model, not a curated record. Lineage: Eukaryota; Metazoa; Mollusca; Bivalvia; Venerida; Veneridae. The coding region runs from base 170 to 1327 and encodes 385 amino acids.
UGAUGAUUAUGAACGGAAAUGAGUACGAACUCAAAUGAGCGGAAGUCAUGUGAUCACGUGAGGACAAAAUGGCCGACAACUAGGAAAUUUCGUUGGCAUAUCUCUGUGCAUUUUUGAUUUGUAGAAAUUUUGACCAACAGAUUCAGUUUACCCAGGUUCACUGUAAAAAAUGGCCGAGUUUUGGUUGAUAUCUGCACCCGGAGAUAAGACGUGUCAGCAGACGUUUGACAAACUGAAUACUGUAACAUCCCGACAGAACAAUCUGUCUACAAACUACAAGUUUAACCUACCAGAUCUUAAAGUUGGUACACUUGACACGCUAGUUGGAUUGUCAGAUGAUCUAGGAAAACUUGACACAUACUGUGAAGGAAUAACAAAGAAAGUUGCUGGUUACCUUGGUGAAGUUCUUGAUGACCAGAGAGACAAAUUGCAGGAGAAUCUUCUAGCUAACGGAGUCGACUUGAAUACAUACCUGACAAGAUUUCAGUGGGACCUGGCAAAAUAUCCGAUCAAACAGUCAUUGAGAAACAUAACAGAAAUUAUCUCUAAGCAAGUAUCACAGAUAGAAGCUGAUUUAAGAAUAAAAUCUUCAUCAUACAACAGUUUGAAGGGCAAUCUGCAGAACCUGGAAAGGAAAGCAACUGGAAAUUUGAUUACACGUUACCUGGGAGAUAUUGUAAAGAAGGAACAUUUUGUGUUGGAUUCUGAGUACCUAGUUACACUGCUUGUUGUUGUUCAGAAGUCAUUCAUUUAUGACUGGAAAUCCAAGUAUGAAACUCUCACAGAUAUGAUUGUUCCUAGGUCAUCCAAUGUAAUAUACGAGGAUGAUGAAAAUUGUUUAUGUACAGUUACAUUGUUCAGACGAGUUGAGGACGAGUUUAGACAGAAAUGCAGAGAAAACAAAUUUGUGGUGCGUGAUUUCACAUAUAAUGAAUCGGAGCUUGCAGCUGGGAAAAACGAGAUCAAGAAACUUGAUGCUGACCGAAAGAAACAGUUUGGCCCACUAGUUAAAUGGUUGAAGGUUAAUUUUGGGGAAUGUUUCACAGCCUGGAUUCACACCAAGGCAUUACGUGUAUUUGUUGAAAGUGUUUUAAGAUAUGGGUUACCUGUAAAUUUUCAAGCAAUGUUAUUACUGCCACAUAAAAAGACACAGAGAAGAUUACGAGAUGAACUAGGAAGAUUGUAUGAGCAUUUAGAUAAUACUGCAUUGACAGGCAUAGAGACUGGUACUAUGGACAUUCCUGGGUUGGCUGGUAUGGGCGCCGACUACUAUCCUUAUGUCUUCUACAAAAUCAGCCUCGAUCUUGCUGACCCAUUACAUCGCUGAUGAUAACCAAUGUGUAGUUAAACAGAAAGGACUUUAAGCAAACUUGUAUAAGUACUGUUUAAAAAAGUAGAUGUUGAAUUAAGUAGGAUACCUUUGUUAAAAUAUCCAUGAAACAAACGUUUAGUGCAGCUGACUUCAACAGAAGAUGGAGGAUAUAAAAUUCAAAAUGCAGAACAGAACAAACAUUUGUGAAAUUGUGAAAAUUUGUUAAAACAUUUGCAAAUGUGCAUUUUUUCAUUUACAUAAAAUUUAAAAAUGUGACAGACAGUAUGUAAGAACAAGGCAAUCAUGUUGACUUUACACAAUCUGUUGUUUUAAUAACAGGCAAUAAUUAUGAGAGAAAUAUAUGAAUGUUUUCAUAAUGAGAUAUUACAAAUGUUUUCUCAAAGGUAUAGCUGCUAUCCUUGUACUGAAGAAAAAUCCAACAUUUGUCUAUCCCAGUUGUUGUCUUAUUGUAUAGUUGAGGAAAUAUUUUUUGUGACUCACUCACACAAAAUGAUAUUGGACUUUGCUUUUUUUUUUUACAAUUUAACAUUUUACUUAAUUGAACUGACUAAUACAGUAAACUGCAGUAAUUAUUUUGGGGAAAUAUUUUUAUGUGGAGUUUUGGACAUGUAGCAUGAAAUGAAGUCCCAGUGAAGACAAGAACAACAACAAAAUUCUAUUAAUGUUUCAAAUUAUUGAAAUUCAUUAGUUUCUGUCCCUAUGAAAUCCAUGUAUAACCUUUAACCUGCUUAAUUUCUAUAAUGAACUUGUACAUCUUUCAAUUUGGACAGUACCAUUACCUGUUAAAAGGGGUGCAUACCAAGAAGAUACUGAUUGAAUGACGAACAGUGCAGAUCAGGAUCAGACUGCAUGGAUGUGCAGGCUGAUCAUGAUCUACACUGGUCGCAAAGGCAGAAUCAAUCGUGUUGAGCAUGAUAAGGGUUAAAAACCCUGCUGUAGCGAACAAAAUAACAGUUGCACUGUAUACUGUGGGAGUGAUGAUACCUCAGCUGAGCUAUUAUUGUAAACUACCUACAUUUUGGGUGUCUAACAAUCAUCAGUAUUCGUAUCAACCAUUUAUGUUUUUUAUAGUUAAUACAAGCAUAACAGUUUUAAUGUGCAUUGUGUCUUUUGUUGUUAUUGUGAGGGAGUCACUUAAAAUUAAUGUAAUGUUAUGUAAACAGGAUGAAUAGGGUUUGUUUAGAUUUUAUACUAUAUUCUGUAGAUAGAAGCAAUUUUAUACAAUGUUGCCAUCGCAGAGAGAUACAAGUAAUGUUUUUUAUGUAAGAGAGGUUGAGGUUUUAAAAGAACUUUGUUCAUAUAUAAAUAAACGUAAGCAAAAAAACUGAAAUAAACCAAGUGCAGUGAGCUGCUUAUAAGUUUACAGAUUUUAAAGUACCAACAUCAGGUUUUAAAAGUGUUAUAUGUGCAUGUACGUCUGAUUUAGUUAACACACCAUUUUUCAGAAAUUUGACAUGUCAGGCAUUUUUUUGAAAUACGUAUAAUUUAAUGGAAUUCCUGUACUUAUGCAAGCCUGAUCAAGAAUGAAAUAUUAACCUCUGUAUCGUAAUGGAUGUAAUAUUUGAGAUGGAUGUUUUGUUUGUUCAUUCCAUGCACCAUUGGUAUUGUUGGGAACAAUUAAUGAACAAUGUGUCAAAAGUAAGUUCACAGAAUUUUUACAGUAGAUGUUUAUUUGUAUCUCAUAUAUAUUAACAAUUUUCUUCGAUCAAAAUCAAGCCCAUCCACUUAGCUCAAUAGAGAGAGUGCAGAUCUACAGAUCAUGGGGUCAGGAGUUCGAACCCCGGGCAAGGCCUAUGUUUUUCGUGGUGAUUUGAUAAGCAACAUUGUGUCUGAAAUCAUUCGUCGUCCACCUCCGAUUCAUGUGGGGAAGUUGGCAGUUACUUGUGGAGAACAGGUUUGUACAAGUACAGAAUCCAGGAACACUGGUUAGGUUAACUGCCUGCUGUUAUGUAAAUGAAAUACUGUUGAAAAACAGCGUUAAACUGUUAGACAGUUGAUAAAAAUCAAAUGUUCAAACAAUAAUGGAUUUCUGUACUUAGAAACUGAGUGAAAGAUUUAAUAAUUUCAUCAAAAUACAUGCUAUAUAGAUUAUGACUUCACACCAGUAUGAGUAUAAAAUAAUGUUGAAAAAAGUUUCAGUGAUCUGUGAUUAAUUGCAUUACUUUAUAUGAAAAUAUUUACAUUGAUUAUUUUGUGAACUUUGUUUUGGCUCGUUAAUGAAGAUCUAUGAAAGUAGAUCUUGAAUGUAUUUCGAUCUAGUCAGUAUCAUACAUUUUAUUUUGUUCAGAAAUGACAGUUUGAGUUCUCACAUUAUUGAAAUCCAAAUUUAUGUUGGUAAGAGGUUUCAGAACUGUUCAUCAUGGGUGGGAUAAAGCACCUGUGUCUCAUAAUGAUAGUAGAAUUUUUUUCGUGCUUUCAUCGUAUAAUGAACUUGCAACAUUCUUAAAAUGGAGGCAAUUUUUCCUUCUUUAUCAUGGAACAAACCAGGAUCCAUGGUAACAAACCUAUCUUUGGAGACCAGUCUCAAAACAUGGAUAUCUAAUGGUGAAUUCAGAUUUAAAAUUAAUUAAAAAAAUUAAUAGCUGGCUGAUCACAAAUUCAGUUUCAAUCCUGCUGCCUAUAAAAAGGAUAUGAUUUUUUGAUUUUUGAAUGUUUCUGGAAUUCUUAAUAUUGCAGUUGAAAUUAAAAAUAAUGACAGACAAUAUAUUCAGCAGUCAUAUGACAAAUUUUACUUUCAUUUGCCUUAUCAGAAAUGCUUCACUUUUGUUCUGUUCUGUUUUGAAGUACUGCAAACUGGAUAUUUUUUCGUGUGUUUUUUUUGCAGGAUUUAAAUAAUCAGCAGCCUAUAUCACUUUUCUAAGAAACUUAUAACUGGAUAUAUUUCCAGGCCAAGUCCUGUUUAAUAAUCAUGCAUGUUUAAAAGUGGUAAAUCGCACAGGUUACAAAUAUUAGUGAAAAUAAAACGGUUGCAGAAAUUACCAACUCUACAGAUGAUCAAAAGAAAACUUGUAACGGGAUUCUAUUAUUUUGCAAUAGAGAAGCAAGGACAAUGCUGGUCACAUUGUGCUUGAAAAUAGGUGUAAACAAUUGUUAAAUAUAACCAAGAUAACAUAACUGUGAUUUCUGUUGUUUAUAUUGUACAGUCUUGAUGUACAUGAUAAUUUGUAUGUCAGUAUGUGUUUUACAUAGAAAGAGAAUGAAUUAUAUUAUUUCAAUAGCUUA